Pseudocercospora fijiensis CIRAD86 is the source of this 264-nucleotide messenger RNA. RefSeq lists its product as uncharacterized. The record is from RefSeq and is a predicted model, not a curated record. The transcript has a single exon. Lineage: Eukaryota; Fungi; Ascomycota; Dothideomycetes; Mycosphaerellales; Mycosphaerellaceae. The annotation marks the transcript as partial.
AAGCCGUGCACAAUAUGCGGCACCCCGCGUGGACUUCUCGUGCGCUGCAUCAUCGACGAGUCGCAAAAGUGGAACAUGGUCUGUCCUGGAAGCUGCUGGCGAAGUGUGUCAGGCGGCGUCGAGGAUGCUAAAGGGCUUGAAGGACAGUACCCGCACUACAGAUAUGGCGGAAUGUGGAAGAACAAGCACGCGGAUGGACCAGUCAGUGCCAAGAAGCCUGGAAAGGUCAAACGAAGGCAGAAAGAAGAGCGUGCCCAAAGAGAA